CCAAUCCACACUUACGUCAUAUAACCAAUAUGGCGUCGGUGUCAAAGGUCAAAGGGGAAAACCCGAGUUGUUUACAAAUGGCGUCCUUAGAGUUUCGAUACCGAGUGCUAUAGCCAGUUUAGGAUUUUUUGAGUGUCUACAUAUUUACAUCAGCUUUUUAUCUUAUAUAUUUGUAUAAAUUGUUUACACCAUGGAUACAAGUGAUCAAACUUUAACUUUUGAUGCAUUUUUGACCUGGAAAACGGAGGCUUUACGUGAAUAUCUUGGAAAACGCGGACUUGCGAAGGACAAAGCCAAGCAAGAACUUGCGGCUUUAUGUUAUUCAGCACAUGUAAUGAAAAUUCCAGAAAUACCAUCGGCAGCGGAAAAUGUUAAGGUCAGACAGUUCGAUUAUCAAAAUUUACUGAAUGUUAACGGGACCACUAUACCAGAUCCAUUUACUCUUCACAAGAACUGGGCAGAUGAACGUGAUGGGAUGAAAAGCUGGCCACCCGUUUAUCUGAGUGACAUUAUUGAAUAUGCCGGUGUUUGUGACACCAACUUUAACAUAACCAAGUUCCUCCAACAAUAUAAAUUAGGUAAAGGACAGUCAUUUGUUGAUGCGGGCCACACUGGGGAGAUAUUUCAUCACCAGAUCUCCAAGGAAUCAACCGUGUGCCUGGUUCGUUCAGAUUGCAUCCCUUCACAGCACAUUAAAGACGAUCCCCAUAAGAUAUGGAUAUGCGUUGAGAAAGAGACAGGGACCAUCAGGUCAUCAUAUUGUACAUGCACAGCAGGGUUAGGAUCCCCCUGUGUCCAUGUUGUUUCUGUUCUUUUCCGCAUUGAGACAGCUCAUCGCUUAGGAGUCUCAGCAUGCACUUCUUUACCCUGCUCUUGGACUGUGCCCGCUUUCAAGUCCACCAGAGCGCCACCUUCAAAACUAAAAGAACUUGAAGUGUCAAAGCCAGUUCAUUCAUUGACUUGUGGCAAAAAGCGUUCCCUUGUAUCAACAAUUAAGAAGGAGUUUAACCCAGUACAUACCGGUAAUACAACCAAGGACUGUUUAAAGGACAUAACAGAUGCGAUAAGAAAUUCGAUACCAAAUGCAUGUGUUUUUAAAGGUACCAUUAUUUCUAAAUGGUAUAGAUAUACCAAAAGAAGAAGUGAAAAUCAGAACAGAAGAGCCCGUCAACAUACAGAAGUAUAUGCUAGAGAAAAUGGUCAUGGAUGGACUAGAAGGCCCAAGUAUAGCUCACAAUCUGAGGCAGGAAACUGUUGAGGCACUUAACAAAGCUACUAUGGGUCAGCAUGCAAACAGUACAUGGCAUAAUUUAAGGAAAGGUAGAAUCACAUCAUCAAAUUUUCACUCUGUUCAGUGUAAAAUUGAAUAUAAUAGAAGUGAAACAGUAGUUAAA
This is a messenger RNA of Magallana angulata, 1394 nucleotides long. RefSeq lists its product as uncharacterized. The record is from RefSeq and is a predicted model, not a curated record. Bases 191 to 1258 code for a protein of 355 amino acids. The transcript has 4 exons. Gene Ontology annotation, molecular function: zinc ion binding. NCBI's taxonomy places the organism in Eukaryota, Metazoa, Mollusca, Bivalvia, Ostreida, Ostreidae.